CCCCCACCUCCCGGUAAGAAGAUCCCGUGAUCAGCUUCAGCCACUGGCAGGCAGACCUGGUCACCCUCAGAGUUUACAUAAAGGGACGGUGGAAGCCCGAGAGGCCACAGUGCUGAUACAGGGCUCCCAGACAUCAUGCGUUGGUCCUUGCACCCCCGGAGUUUAAUUCUCUACUUCUACACUCUUUUAUUCCUCUCUUCAACAUGCCUAGCACUUGUUCCCCCCACAGACAACUGCUGCAUCUCAGAUAAAAGAUUUGGUCGUUACUGCCCGACUACAUGUGGCAUUGCAGAUUUCUUGCUUAAUUACCAAACCGAAGUAGACCAGGAUCUACAGUCUGUGGAGGAAACCUUACGUAAUAUCAAAAACAACACAUCAGAAGCCAAAAAACUGAUCAGAGAAAUCCAAAGCUUCUAUAGCACUGACGGCCUACCGAAGUCAGAUAGGAUAGAAGCUUCUAUUAAGGAAUCUCAGAAAAUGAUGGAAGAUAUUAUGAAAUUUGAAACAUUGAUUAUAUCACAUGACUCAAGUAUUCGAUUUUUGAAGGACAUAUUUAAUACAAAUAAGCAGAAGAUCGCUACCUUAAAACAGAAAGUAGACCAGCUUGAAGCAAAGUGUCAAGAGCCUUGCAAAGACACAGUCAAAAUACACGAUAUAACAGGAAGAGAUUGUCAAGAUAUCGCCAAUAAGGGAGGCAAAGAGAGUGGGCUUUACUUUAUCAAACCUCUGACAAGUCAGCAGCAGUUCCUAGUCUACUGUGAAAUGGAAAAAAAUGGAAAUGGAUGGACUGUGCUUCAGAAGAGGCUUGAUGGCAGUGAGGAUUUCAAGAAAAACUGGAUCCAAUACAAAGAAGGGUUUGGACAUCUGUCUCCUACGGGCACCACAGAAUUUUGGCUGGGGAAUGAGAAGAUGCAUUUGAUAACCACACAGACUACCAUCCCAUACGUAUUAAGAGUGGAGUUGGAGGACUGGAACGGCAGAAUCGCGUACGUUUAGAAAAGACUUUGUGUUGUCUAGAAUGUGCAUUUUCCAACCAUCAACAGACCACGGGCAGAGACAGCUUCACAAAU
Molecule: messenger RNA, 1070 nt
Organism: Myotis davidii
Lineage: Eukaryota; Metazoa; Chordata; Mammalia; Chiroptera; Vespertilionidae
Gene: FGG
Product: fibrinogen gamma chain
Exons: 7
Coding region: 136-996 (286 amino acids)
Biological process (GO): protein polymerization; platelet activation; blood coagulation
Cellular component (GO): fibrinogen complex
Molecular function (GO): signaling receptor binding
Source: RefSeq, a predicted model, not a curated record